This is a messenger RNA of Fusarium pseudograminearum CS3096, 1089 nucleotides long. RefSeq lists its product as uncharacterized. The coding region runs from base 1 to 1089 and encodes 362 amino acids. The record is from RefSeq and is a predicted model, not a curated record. Lineage: Eukaryota; Fungi; Ascomycota; Sordariomycetes; Hypocreales; Nectriaceae. The transcript has a single exon.
AUGUUUGGUAUCCUCGAGGCAGUAUCCGUGCCCCAUUCGGGCAUAUUCGCCAGCUAUGAAGAACUUUUUAAGGAUCUCAGCGACCGGAUGGAAAAGGAUGGUUACAAGAUUGUCAAAGCCAGAUCCCAUCGAGGCAAAGUGGGCGGUGCAGACAUUCCAGGAAACGAUAUAGUCCGAUGCGAUCUUGUCUGCGAUCGAGGCGGCCGUCCGUAUCGUUGUAUGGCUACGAAACACAAAACGACUACAAAAAAGACUGAUUGCCCAUGGAAAGCCAAAGCCGUCCAUCGAAAGACCAUGGGUGGAUGGGUUUUGACGAUUACCUGCGAUCAGCACAACCACGAGCCAGGCACACCCGAACCACCAACCCCCGAACCCGCAAGCGAAGACGAGACAAAUAUUGUUGAUGACCUGGAUGGCGAUCAGAGUUUGGAUGCAGUUGGCACGCCACUUCUGACAUCUUGGGCAGAUGAUGGUCCUCAACCUGACGUCGAAACUCAAGCUGCAAUCCAGGUAGCAGGUGUCUCUAACGCAGUUCUCCGCUUGACUGGCGAUACUUUUCAUCAAUUCAAGAGCGAAUACCGUAAAAUGUCGCAUCCCGACAGGGUUGGAAUUCUCUCGCAACUUCAGCUCCGUAUCGCCGCCAUCUACGCUGUACAGAAUGAGGAUUUGCAGAGACAAAAGCGUCAAGAAGCCCAAGACAAGCGACACAAGCAGAUUGAAGAAACCAAGAGACAAAGCUCAGCACAAAAGCAGCGGGCUAGGCAACGUCGUCAGCAGGUUGUCGAGCAGAAUCAGCAGCAGCAGCAAUUACAUGUGCAACACAUUCAACAGCAACCGCUGCCGCAACAGACUUCUCAGGCCCAAGCCCAGGCUCAAGCUCAGGCUCAGGCACAAGCACAGGCACAAGCGCAAGCUCAGGCACAGGCUCAGGCACAGGCUCAAGUCAUGAUGCAGACGCAAAUGUAUCUUCCACAGAAUCCCCAGCAAACGCCAAUCCCUGUACCAACUAUGGAUAUGCCACAAUUUCAGCACUAUGCCGGACCUCCUAAGAGGAUGCGCGGACGACCAUCACAGGGAGGGCAGAAUUAG